This is a messenger RNA of Fonticula alba, 2761 nucleotides long. RefSeq lists its product as hypothetical. Lineage: Eukaryota; Rotosphaerida; Fonticulaceae. The transcript has 3 exons. The record is from RefSeq and is a predicted model, not a curated record. The coding region runs from base 114 to 2714 and encodes 866 amino acids.
CUCUCUCAAACCUCCCCCCUUAUUCCCCCCCUCCUCCCCCCCCCCGUUUUCCCACCGCCUCACCUUCAUCUCCGUUUCCUCCCCUUCAGGUCCCCCACCUUCCCAGAGUCACGAUGCUGAAGCGCAUGAGAUCGCGCGUCGUCAAAGGCGGGACCCCCGCCGGCGGCGAGGAGGAGGAAGGCAAUACCUUCAACUUUGAGUAUAAGGUUGUCGUGCACUCGGCCGACAUCGUGGUCGCCGACAAGAAUUGGGUCCCUGAGAAGCUGGUGGUCGAGUGGAAACGUCACCAGCGUAUCGCCGCCACGUCCGGCGUCUCAGCCCCGAAGUUGGCCCGGUCGAACCUCCCCCACUCGAUCGACAUGGCCGACGAGCCGCUGGUCAUGCUGGUCCGGCUGAACAAGCUGGACCCCGCCGGCGAGACGACCGUCUCCCGGACGGCCUCCUCUCCCAGUGGCGGCGCCUUCCAGCCGAAGGACUACAAGUUCUCGCUGGACGACGUGCGCAGCGUCCGCGGCAAGGGCAAGAAGACCCUCGGCAGCGCCACCCUCGACCUGUCGCCCUUCGCCAGCAUCGACGGGUCCACCACGCACGAACACACCAUCACCCUGCAGUCGCAGUCGUCCAAGAUCAAGUCCGGCACCAUUCGCGUCAGCAUCAGCAGCCAGUUCAUCGGCCGCGGUAACCACGACGACUACGAGCCCAGCAUUGCCAGUGCCUUCAGCUUCCGCACGGUCGAUGCCCGAGCCCUGGACAGCAGUGAUGAGGAGGACGACGACGAUGAUGACGGCCCGAGCCUCGCCGACACGCCCAUCACCAUCGAGCAAGACAUUCGCUCGCGAUUCCAUCCGAUCGCCAAGCCAGCCUACUCCGGCGGCGUGUCGACCGAUUCCCUGCCUAGCAGCACUCCGCUGGACUCCUCCCCCGGGGACCUUCAUUCGGCCGGGAGCUCUGCCCUCGGCAUGUCCCCGGAGCCGGCCAGCAGCAACCCCUUCGAGUCGGAUCCGGGCCCCGCGUCGGCGGCCGGCCGCUCGGGCCCCCCCUCCGGCCUGACCCGGGCCCCGGCGAUGGCCCCCGGCGAAGAGCCCUCGGUGGCGCACAUGCACGCCAUUAACACCCCCUCCCCGGGGUUCGAGCCGCUGCCGGCGGACUUUUCCUCGUCCGUGCCGGACCAGCCGAAGAUCCGCGUGUCGGCGCCGACGACGGUGCCCAUUGGCGGCGCCGGAUCGCCGGAACUCGAGGCGCAAAUCCGCGAACUCCGCGAGCAGCUGAGCAAUGUCAUGCGCGAGCGCGACGAGGUCAUCGAGGACUCGCAGCUGCUGGAGCAGCAGCUGUCUCGCCUGCGCGAGCGCCUGGCCGCCGAGUCGGCCCAAGCGCGCUCCGCCAUCCCGGAGCUCAACAAGGAGAUCGAGCGCCUGCGCGAGAAGAAUGGCGCCCUGCAGGAGGAAAUCGCCCGGGCGGCCGCGACGCCGGCCCUGUCGCGCUCAUCGGACAGCCUGGGCAACGCACAGGCCGCGGCCGCGGCCGCCUCGGCCCUGAGCUUGGUCGAGCAGAAGUCCGGGGAGAUUGAGCAGCUCCGCCAGCAGCUGGCCGAGAAGAAUGCCGAAAUCAGCCGGCUGAUGGACGCCACCCAGGAGCGGGACAGCGAAAUCGAGCAGAUGUCCGACGAGCUGGCCGAGAAGACUCGCGCCCUGAAGGCGGCCCAGCAGAAGCUCCAGGAGAAUGAGCGCGCCACCCGGGGCCUGGAGAAGGACGUGGAGGAUGCCCGCCGGCAGGCGGACGAUCUGCGCCGGAACUUCGACCAGCACAAGCUCCGGUCCAAGGCCGACCAGGAUACCGCGCAAACGGCCCUGGCGGCGCAGCUGCAGGCCGCACAGACGGCCCGGCAUGAUGCCGAGCGCCGGGCCCAGGCCCUCGAGGAGGAUCUCGAGCGGUCGGAGCGCGAGGCCGACGAGCAGCUGGCCCAGUUUGAGCAGCGCAUUUCCAAGCUCCGGGCCAAGCAUCACGACGAGGUGAAUGCCCUGCAGGAGGAGCUGGACCGGGUGACCGCGCGCAUGCUCCAUGCCGAGGAGCAGGCCGCGUCGGCCAGCUCGGCCCUCGGCCUGGCCGAUAACCAGGCGGCCCAGGCCGCGGCUCGGGCCCUGGCGGAGUCCGAAAACAUGGAGAGCGCCCGGUCGGCGGCCGAGGCGGCUGCCACCACGGCGCAGCAGGCUCGCGCCGAUGCCGAAGCCGCGGCCCGUGCCACCACCGAGGCCCGGACCGAGGUGGCCAUCCUGCAGCGUGAGCUCCGCGAGGCGGUGCGCGCCCGUGACCAGGCCAUCGAGGACCUGGAGGGCGAGCGCCUGGCGGCGCAGGCUGCCCGCCGGGAGGCCGAGCGUGCCCGCAAGUCCGCCGAGGACCACACGGCCACCAUCUCCUCCCUGCGCGCCGAGCUGUCGCAGACCCACUCGUCGGCCGAGCUGGCCCUCAAGGAGGCCACGGCCGCGGCCCAGGCAUCUGCCCAGCAGAUGGUCGAGGACACGCAGGCGUACGCGACCGAGCUCAUGGGCGAUCUGGUCAUGGCCAAGAUGUCCCUCGCCGAGACGGAGUACGCUCGGGCCCAGGCCGAGCUGAAGAAUCGCUCCAUCGCCCGGGACCUGGCCAAGGAGAAGCUCAAAUCCAUCGAGCUCGGCAAGCGCCUUACCUCGUUGGAGGUUCGGGCGUCUUCGCGCCGGUAAGAAAAGGGGCGCGAAAGGCGUGUAUGUGUGUGUGUGUGGGGGGGGGG